AUGGCAAUGCUGAGAUGUCUUCUGCUUCUUAUCACUAUUUAUUCCAUGAUUAAUGCGGAAGAUGAAAAUUGCCCCAAUGGAUGGACACAUUUUGGAGUUAAAUGCUACAAGUACUUCUCUGAGGCAUUUAACUGGAUCACUGUGGAGAGAUUCUGUCAAAUGUAUGAUGCAAAUCUUGCUUCUGUGCAUAAUAAAUUGGACAAUGAUCAUCUGCUGAGCCUGGUGCCUUCUUUCACACGUUUUUGGGUUGGCGCUCAGGAUGGAGAACAAGAAGGACAGUGGAUUUGGAGUGAUGGAAGUCACUUUAAUUACACCAGCUGGUGUUCUGGAGAACCUAACAAUGUAGGAAAUGAAGAGAACUGCCUGGAGCUGGCCUAUAGCUCUAACAAUUGCUGGAACGAUCUGACAUGUUCAGUACAACUUGCCUUUGUGCAAAAAAGAUCCAAGAUCACAAGAACUAACCGUUCCUGGAAUGAUCUGACCUGUUCAGAUCGAGUUGCCUUUGUUUGUGCUAAAAACUUCGAUUCUCCGAAGAUCCAGAUCCCCAGUGUGCGUGUGCGUGGUUCCCCUUCGCCCCUGGACGUCUUCACCCAGCCUGCACGGAUCCCUCCUCUCACUCCUCCUUCACUACCUGCUCCUCUGCUUGUGUCUGUUCAAUAA
Messenger RNA from Carassius gibelio (silver crucian carp), 660 nucleotides. RefSeq names its product galactose-specific lectin nattectin-like. Bases 1 to 660 code for a protein of 219 amino acids. The record is from RefSeq and is a predicted model, not a curated record. The transcript is spliced from 7 exons. Lineage: Eukaryota; Metazoa; Chordata; Actinopteri; Cypriniformes; Cyprinidae.